UUCCGACAUCCCGCCAGGCCCCUGGAAAGCCGUUUUGAUGACUUAGAGGAAGAGCCCUGGCCUCGGAACUGGAGAGACCUUGCUCGUGUCUUACCUUGUCGUUUAUAGGCUGUGUGCCCUCAGCAAGUCUGCGUUCCUGUCUGCGAAAUGGGAAUGAUCCCUACCUUCCCGGGUGGCUGUCAGGUUAAAAGUGCUUCAGAGGCUGUGCAGCCCAUGGGCAGCUGUUUGAGCAUCCCCGGCUUUGCAGGGCCUGGGAGUCCUUGUGGAGCCACGUCCCCCGUCUCCGAGUGGCAGGGCCCUAAGGCGGGGAUGGCAGAGCUCCAGUUGCCCAGAGCUCCUGCCCUGCGUCCCUAAGAACGGUCCCCUCUCGCCCACCUUCUCCUUGAUGAGCUUCCUGCUCCACAGGCCCCCUUCCUGGGGCCUCUUCCACCACCUGCCCAACUGCCUGGCCUUAGGAGCUCAGCAUGUGACCAAGGCUGCAAGGCAAGAAAUCCUCCCCUCUCCCUCCCCACUCCUUUCAGUGAGUAACAGGUGCUAGCUCUUGACGGUGAGCAAGGGGUACAUGUGGCAUCGUGUAGCAGAGUCUUGUGACCUGUCUGCAGAGGGGAUGCAGAAGGCCUCGGCUUUCCCACCUGCACAAUGGGCACAGGCUCGUCCCAGACUGUCUCGAAAAUCUCUUCACCUCUGACCUCUGACCUCUAUGACAGUUCUGUUGACUCAUAACCCUGAGAAGGGGAAGCCCCGUGAAGGCUCUUCUGAGGUCUUGCGGUCUACUCCCCAGCCUCCAAGUGACUUCCAAGACAGGAGGGCCCCAAGGCAGGAGCACUGGCCUGGGGGUCAGGAGACAAGUGUUCCCAUCUGUGCACUGUGGUCAGUGGCUCACUGUGUGACCUUGCUCAGGUUACAUAACCUCUCUGGGCAUAAGCAGCCCAAUCUACAAAACCUAAGAACACCAAUCCUAACACUCCCGUGGAAUGUUGGGGAAGUGUCAGCUUUGUGUGUACUUGACAAAGGCCAUAGACUUGGGGGUGAGGGGGUCUAAGAGUUUUCCCAGGAGGGAGAGUCCACUCCUCCCUACCAUUAAUGUUUUUGCUUCCCAGCCUCUCUUCUUGCCGACCCCCAUCCCGCUUGCUUUGGCUGGGAUGACUUCUUUGACUCAGGCCCCAGUAGCAUCGAAUUCUCGACUGCCCAUCAGCUCAUGUCCAAGACAAGAUCCAGAACCCUCAGGCCGUGUUCAUGCCCUAUGCCCCGGAGCCCGGGAGCUCAUGCCGGCUGCCCCUGAAAGAAUACUAUGACACAAAGGCCCAGAUGUGCUGCAGCAAGUGUCCACCAGGCUUCCGAAUACAAACCUCAUGCAACAGAACCUCAAACACUGUGUGUGGCUCCUGCGAGAGCAGCACAUACACCCAGCUCUGGAACUCGGUUUCCGCGUGCUUUAGCUGCAACUCCCGCUGCAGCUCCGACCAGGUGGAAACUCAAGCCUGCACUCCAAAACAGAACCGCAUCUGCUCCUGCAAGCCGGGCUGGUACUGCACCCUGGGGAGGCAGGAGGGGUGCCGGCUGUGCGUGGCAUUGCGCAAAUGCAGCCCCGGCUUCGGCGUGACCAAACCCGGAACUGCGACAUCAGAUGUGGUGUGUGCGCCCUGUGCCCCGGGCACGUUCUCCAGCACACUAUCGUCCACGGACACCUGCCGGCCCCACCGGAUCUGUAGCUCGGUGGCCAUUCCUGGCACCGCAAGGAUGGAUGCAGUCUGCGCAUCUGAGUCCCCCACCCUGAACGUGGCCCAGGGCCCAGCCCCCACGAGAUCACAACGCAUGGAGCCAACGCCGGGGCCCAGCGUAGCUCCAAGCACCGCCCCCCUGCCCCCGAUGAUCCCAAGUCCUCCAAGUCCCCCAGUUGAAGGGCUCAACACAGGGAACAUCUCUCUUCCAAUUGGACUGAUCGUGGGUGUGACAGCCAUGGGUCUGUUAAUAAUUGUCCUGGUGAACUGUGUCAUCAUGACUCAGAAGAAAAAGAAGCCCUUCUGCCUGCAAGGAGACGCCAAGGUGCCGCACCUGCCCGCCGAAAAGGCCCGAAGUAUCCCCGGUCCUGAGCAGCAGCACCUGCUGACCACGGCGCCCAGCUCCAGCAGCAGCUCCCUGGAGAGCUCGGCCAGCGCCCCGGACAGGAGGGCACCCACCCCGUCCCAGCUCCAGGCACCGGGCGCGGACAAGACCAGUGGGUCUGGAGAGGCCCGGGCCAGCUCCAGCAGCUCAGAGUCAUCUUCCGGCAGCCACGGGACCCAGGUCAAUGUCACCUGCAUUGUCAACGUGUGCAGCAGCUCUGACCAUAGCUCCCAGUGCCCCUCCCAGGCCAGCUCCACGAGGGACACAGAUGCCAGCCCUUCCAGCUCCCCCAAAGAUGAGCAGGUCCCUUUCUCCAAGGAGGAGCGUCCUUUUCAGCCCCAGCCGGGGGCUCCAGAGACUCUACUGCAGAGCCCAGAGGAGAAGCCCCUGCCCCUGGGUGUGCCUGACGCCGGGAUGAAGCCCAGUUAACCAGGCUGAUGUGGGCUGUGUCCUCUGGUCCUUCUAGGCCCCUCCCCCGCAGGACUCUGGCUCUUUCUGGGCUAAAUUCUUUUAGUGGCUUCCAAGCCCCGGGCUUCCUCUCACCUGCAGGCGGAAGCAUGAGGCAGGGAGAGUCGUGGUGUGUCCUCUCCUGGUGUGUGUCUUUCUUGGAAGGCUGGUGGACACGGAUGUGCUGGGCAGCCUGGGGCAAGCCACCCCCUGCCCCAACCUCAGUCGGUCCUGUGGGCUUGGCUUCUGAAGCCCUUGUCAUGUUUGUGUUUUAUUUUUCUUUUAAUCCUUGGGCUUUACUAGGCUCUGGCUUCCUUCUGGGGACGAGGGAUGCUGGGUGCAUCAUUCGAGGACAAGGGGCAGUGGAGAAAGGGCAGGCCGUUAAAUUAACCUGGAUGUGAGACUGCAGGACAGUCCCAGCAGGGGUGGCAGGCAGGUUGCCGUCAAUCAGAUGGUUCUAUGCAUGGAGAGGGUGGCAACCCCUGUAGGGGACAGGAGUCCUCCAGGUUAGCUCAGGACCCCUGAGAAGCUGCAUGUCCAAAUCCACUCCUGCGAGCCCCAUCUCUUGUAUCAUGGGGUGAAAACCAGAUGCCCAGGGAGCCCAGACAGGCAGCCCAAAUGAGUGCUGUGAGCUGGUUAAAAUGGCAAACCUCUAACCAGCAAACCUCUAAUCAGUCGGAAUCUUCCAGCUUUGACGUGGUAAUUUAAAAACAAAAAAGUAAGCACCAUACAGACAAACAAGGCAACAAUGUAACAAAGCCAAAGUCUCAAAGUUUGCAUCUGGUGCCUUUGAUCUUCUCCCCGCCCCCGUUUACCCAUAGCUCUAACCUCCCGACCUCCCCCACUGUCUGGGGUUGGGCUCCAAGGCCACACCUUUUCCUAUCACGAACCGGAGGUGACUGAGGCCCCUCAGCCAUCUCCUCCUACCUCAGCCUGGACCUUCCUCCUUUGCCUCCCAAGGGGGUGCUCCUGUUUCUUCCCACCCCUGCCCGCUGUUCCUGGAGUUCCAGGUCCCAGUGGAUCCUCUGAGCCACUUUGGUACUGUGCCCUCUGAGAGCCGGAGUGGACGUGAGAUGCUGAGAGCCAGUCUUGUGUCUGUGUGUCUGUGAGUCUGUGUUGUACCUUGUGGUUCUGUGCAGUCCGUGUUGUUAGGUCAGUGGCCUGCCAGAAGCAGCUGAAGCCAACACUUUUGCCGAGGGAUGCUUCCUCGUUAAGGAGCCAGCCCACUCCCCGCAAACACCCGCCCAGGCCCUGCAGGUGGUGGACCAGUGUGGCCUUAACUGGAUGUGGGAAGGAAGGGGGAUGGGGAGCUCCUUGAGAAGACAGGUCCCAGGUACUUGGAUCCCUUGUUGAAAAAUUCCACUGGACUUGAACUUGGCAGCUGAACUCUCGGAGGGUGGGAGAAGCCCAGCCAUUAGACUGGAAUGAAGAAAGGCAUCCCACCCUGGGAUCCCUGACGACAUCCCUCUGGACUGGAUGGCAGGCAGCUGGGGUCUCUGCCCACGUUGGACCCUUUGUGGCCGUGGAGCACUUCUGCCCCCUGGCGGACAGUGCUGGGAAGACCUCAGGUCUCCUUGCCAUCGCCCCAGCAGAAGCCGGAAACUUUGGAAGGAGACUUUCCUGGCAGUGGACUCAUUUUGUUACUUUGUUACCAGACUUGCCAGCCAACAGACUCUUGCUCAAAAGAUGCCAACCUCUCUCUUGAAUAGGAACUAACACAGACCUUUCAGUUAUUGGGUCUGGACCCAAGCCAUAAGAAGAAAAAGAAAAAAGAAAAGGAACCAACAGAAACCCAGAUGGUGAUGAAUCUGACCUCCCACAGGUCCCCGGUCCCAUCCUACCCUGAUUUUACUCCAUGAGCAUAUUCAAUGACAGACCUCCCGGUGGCCGUGACCAGAAAUCACUAACUGAAAAAGGACAGGAAAGAGGUGACUCCCUCAUUUCCAGGAAAACCCUGCCUCUUUUCCAGAAAACUGAUGCAUUUGUCCCCAGUCAUUAGCCUCACUCCUCCCCCGAUUGCCUUUACUCCUUAAAAGCAAAUCCCUCUGGCCGUUAAGGUCAGAAAUUGAUUGAUGAACUUAAGUUCCUGCUUCUCCAUUCUCUGGUCAUUGAAUAAAGCUUGCACUGCUUGGA
Messenger RNA from Phacochoerus africanus (Common warthog), 4686 nucleotides. It is a transcript of the gene TNFRSF1B, whose product is annotated as TNF receptor superfamily member 1B. The record is from RefSeq and is a predicted model, not a curated record. Gene Ontology annotation, biological process: positive regulation of oligodendrocyte differentiation; regulation of T cell proliferation; intrinsic apoptotic signaling pathway in response to DNA damage. Gene Ontology annotation, molecular function: tumor necrosis factor binding; tumor necrosis factor receptor activity. The coding region runs from base 1237 to 2535 and encodes 432 amino acids. Gene Ontology annotation, cellular component: membrane. The transcript has 10 exons. Lineage: Eukaryota; Metazoa; Chordata; Mammalia; Artiodactyla; Suidae.